GAACAACCUCCAGUUUAAAGUGCAGAAAUGUCAGGCAUCAGACUAAUGAGAACCAUCAGAGUGAGUGAGUUUGGUGCUCCGUCUGUCCUCAGGCUGUGCUCGGAUGUCCCUGUCCCUCAGGCCGGACACAGACAGGUACUGAUCCGAGUCCAGGCUUGUGGAGUGAACCCCGUGGAAACAUACAUCCGCUCUGGAUCGUACGCCCGGAAGCCCGCCCUGCCGUACACGCCUGGCUCUGAUGUAGCAGGAGUGGUGGAUGCUGUUGGAGAAGGAGUCAGCGCAGUUAAGGCAGGGGAUCGUGUCUUCACCACCGCCACAGUGUCUGGAGGUUAUGCAGACUAUGCUGUAGCAGAGGCUGACUGUGUUCACAAGCUGCCGGAUGCUUUAGACUUCACACAGGGAGCAGCCAUAGGCAUUCCUUACUUCACUGCCUACAGAGCCCUGGUUCACAAAGCUCAUGCUAAAGCUGGAGAGACGGUUCUCAUCCAUGGAGCCAGUGGAGGGGUGGGCGUGGCGGCGUGCCAGCUGUCCCGGGCUCUGGGCCUCAGGGUGCUGGGGACGGCGGGGACACCUGAAGGGAUGAAGCUGGCCCUUGGCAAUGGAGCCCACUUGGCUUUUAAUCAUCGAGAAGAGGGAUAUAUGGAUAAAAUCCUGGAGGCCACAGAGGGCCGGGGUGUGGACGUGAUCGUGGAGAUGUUGUCCAACGUCAACCUCAGCAAAGACCUCCAGCUGCUGGCCUACGGAGGACGAGUCACGGUUGUUGGUUCAAGGGGCCCUAUAGAGAUCAACCCCAGAGACACCAUGGUCAAAGAGAGCAGCAUCAUGGGAGUAGCCAUUUUCUUCUCCACACCGGAGGAGAAGAAGGAGUGUGCAGCGCUGCUCUUUGCUGGGAUGGAGGCUGGAUGGCUGCGCCCUGUUGUUGGUGCCCAGUACCCGCUGGAGAAGGCUGCCCAGGCCCACCAUGACAUCAUCGAGAGUCCCGGGGCAGCUGGGAAAAUUGUUCUGACGAUGUAAUAUAGUGAUUUACUAGAGUAAGGGUCAAUUCAGGGAGGA
This is a messenger RNA of Cyprinodon variegatus (sheepshead minnow), 1053 nucleotides long. It is a transcript of the gene cryz, whose product is annotated as crystallin zeta. The coding region runs from base 28 to 1014 and encodes 328 amino acids. Gene Ontology annotation, molecular function: zinc ion binding; quinone reductase (NADPH) activity; mRNA 3'-UTR binding. Gene Ontology annotation, cellular component: cytosol. Lineage: Eukaryota; Metazoa; Chordata; Actinopteri; Cyprinodontiformes; Cyprinodontidae. The transcript has 8 exons. The record is from RefSeq and is a predicted model, not a curated record.